AUGCAGAGGGGUUGCACCCUAAAAAGUAAGUUUCACUGGGGCUGCAACUUUGACAAAUAAAUUUGCCUUUGGAUUUAACAAACCUGCACCACUAGCUGACUAUGGAAGUCACAGCAUUUCGCUGUGGUCUUCGGAUUAAGAUCUUGCCUCUACCACCAACUCACUCGGAGGCCUUGGGCAACUCAUUGAUCUCUCUCGCCCUCAGGGCCACUAGCAGGAUUUUCUGAGACUGGAAGUCUAGCUAGGCGAAGCCAUGGGUCCAUCACGGUACAUUCGCUUAUAUGUGCUCAGCUUCAGUUCCCUGCAAUCUAUGAGGACAGUAAUAUUCGCCUACCUUGCAGGAUUGCUUGUAAGGAGGACAGACAUAACAUAUGUGAAAUGCUUUUUCUAACAAUUGCUAAGUUUUGUUAUUGCGCUUGCUCCUGAAUCGUUUAGUUUUCUGCUUGUAGAAUCCCAUAUAGCUAGCAGUUCUUAAGGGCAUCACCGCAUCCCCUUCAUCAGCGACAUCACUGUGACUCAAAGUGAGGAUAAUCCUCCUCCACUGGGAGUGACCCCCCCACCCCCACUCGUAACCCCAAUUCCCUGCUGAGAUGACAAGCCGGCUUUAAAGAGCCAGAGCCUCCCUUUAUUGCUUCCCCUAUCAGAUUACAACAAGCAGGCUGUGGGGUGGUGGUCAAGCUAUUUUUAGAAGCCUGCUUUCUAAAAAUAGCGCAGAGAUGUUUAGAAUUGCGUCACAAGAGGUAAUUUUAUCCCCCGUUUGGCCUGACGGCCCCUCUCCCCCCCCCCACCUCCCCAGGAGGGGGUGACUACAAAAGGAAGGAGUUCUUGAGAACAAGGGGUCAGCAAGUUCAGACCCAGACAGAGAGAGGAAAGAGGUAAGAAGUCCUUUUAGGGGAUGGUUGGGCCAGAUCUGACCAGAUCUUGUAUGUCAUUAUUAUUAUUAUUAUUUUGCUACCCUAAGGAGGUGGCAAAUCCAGCUGUCUUGCAGCCGCCUGGCGCUUAGCACUUGGAUUCAGCUGAGUCGCCCUAAUUUUAGCCCAGUCACUGCCAAGCAAUAAGCCUGGCUUGUGACCCUGAACAGCUCUCUAUCAAUUCAUUACCCGCAGUACCACCCAGUGGACAGCAGAGACAUUGAAGCGCAGGGCGCAUUGAUGCAGCUAACUUCGGAUCCAGUUGCCCCCUGGCUCUUGUGAUCCAGAUGCAUGGAAAGGUCAGGCUGUGCUGGCUUAGUUUUUUCCCAUCUGCACCAGGAAAGAGGCUGGGACCAUUGCAGGAUCAGUUUUGGCUCUCCAGAUAAUGAUAAUAAUAAUAACAACAGAUGUUGUUGGACUCCAACUCCCAUCAGGCAUGACCAUCGGGGCGAAUGCUGGCUGGAGCUGAUGGGAGUUGUAGUCCACCCGCAAUAUCUAGAAGGCCUCUGGUUCCUGAUCCUUGCGAUUUGCUCACAUGGAAGCUGCGUGCCUUCCUGUACCUUUGAAGCACAUUUGAAGCGCGUUCCCAUCUGCCCCUCCAAGGAACUCUGCAAGCCGUAGUUUGUUAAGGGUUGCGGGGAGUUGUGAGGUCUAAACAAGUGUCCAGAAUCAUUUGAGGGGGAAACAGGAAUUCAAAUGUGCUUCAAAGUUAUAGUACACAGCCCCAGGUUGCGUACGUGACGUACAUUUAAAGCACAUGACCUCCCCCCCAAAAAAUAAUAAUUCUGAGAUCUGUAGUUUGUUAAGGGUGCUUGUAAUCAUAGGUCUGUGGUGGGCCAACUAUAGUUCCUGGGGCUUGGAGGAGCUGUAUGUUUUAAAGAUGCUUUAAAUGCAUGGUGUGUACACAGCCUUCAUUUUUUAAUUCAAAAAUGCAGAGAGUGAAGUCUGUCUGCAUGUUAAUCUCUUUGCCCUCAGAAGCCCUUGCCUCUAAUCCCAGAUACUUAAGGGCUGGCUGUGGUUGUUCGGCAGCGUAGGAAAGGCACUCGGUGCAUGCUCAAGGGUCUCUUUAUAUUCUGUUUACAUGUUGACCUCUGGCACUGAAUUCUGCAGCUGAGUUCUUUUUACAAAUUAGCUUCUUGGAUGUGUCGGAGCGUUCUAGGAAUAGAUUUCCGGAUGUAUUCCUCAUUUUAAAGAACCCUCUUCCCCUGACCUCCUGAGUGUACUGCUCAACUUCCACUGUUUCAGUCUCCAAAGUGUCCCUUUGUCUUUGAAGUAGGGCAGUUUGUCUCCUGAUGCAAGACUCUGGGCAGAAAGCAUGAUCGGGGUGGAAAAAUUAUAUGCAUCAAAAACUUUUGAAGCUGGUUCCUAUAGAGUUUUGGCAGUCCUAUUCCCAUCCCUAUACAGUGCCGGCCUCUAAAAGAUUGAUGCUGGCUACUGAAAAUUUGAUGCUGGGUAGUGAAAAUUUAAUGCUGGUGUCAUGCUCCAACACAGAUAGAGGUCAGGGUAGAAAGUUCGUUUCCAAUUCAUAAAAGAGGCAGAAAAACCACAAGAUACAUUUAAAGAACAUGGCUUCCCUCCAAGGAUUCUGGGAACUGUAGUUUAUUAGGAGUGCUGGGAACUGUAUCCCUUAAGGGUAAACUUCUGUUCCCAUAAUUCUUUGGGAAAAGCUGUGUGCUUUAAGUGUAAUUUAAAUGAUUUGUGUGGAUGUGACCAAAGUCACUGCUCAGUCGUCACUGAAGAAUUAAGCAAUGUACAGAUGUAGUCUUAGUAAGCCAUUGUUCUCAUAACAUAUUAAUAGUAAAUAUAUUAAAUCCCAAUAUAAUAAAUAACUAAGAGCCAAAGUAGAACACAAUGCUAAACACAUCAUCUGAAGAUACAUCUCUGGUUUGUGUUUUGCUUUUUAUAGUUAGCAACAUAUAUAAAUCCAAUAAAUAAAACAAAUAGUUCCUUUUUAACCAGGCCUUUGGUUGAUCUGAUUGACAUCCUAUGCCCUUUUUAAAAUGUGGUUCUUUUUUGAGGGGUGUGUGUUAUUGGGUUGCUGUUUUUAUUUUUAGUAUAUAUAUAUAUAUAUAUUGUGGUUUUUAUGUUGGUCUUUUCUGUGAACCGCCCUGAGACCUCCAGGUAUAGGGCAGUAUAUAAAUUCAAAAAAUAAAAAAAUAAACUUGGCCUGGUGCCAAACUUUGCAGUGUGAACUGUCCUGGGCUCCAGCCAGUCAGCCAUGCCCUUUCCCAGGAUACUCCAUUACUCCUCCCGCCACAAUUUUCCAUUCCUGUCCCGCAACAAACAGUGUUCCAUUGGCACUAAGCAUGCUCAGUCCUCAUUGGGCUGUUGGAGGUUCUCUGCCUCCUGCUGUUUGCUUAAAAGUCUCUCCCCUCCCUUUAAGGUUCUCUUUGUACUUCUGCAAAGCCUUGAAACCUUUCUCUCUUGUGCCCAAACAGCGCCCUUUAGGCAACAUGAGGAACGAUCUUCAGAAGGAGUCUGCGCCUUUACGGACACCCAUUUAAAUUUGCUAUCUGUAUGUCCAUAUAUUUUGAUGGGGUUGUUUUAUUGCAUAUUUUAAACUGGUUUUUAAAUAUUUUGUAAACCAUUUGAUGCUCUGGCAUUGAUCAGGUUGUUGUUAUUACCAAAACAGUGGUGGAUUUUUAUCAGGGCUGCUGCACGUAGCUCAAUGCUUUCCUCCCCUUCACAGCCCCCAAUGACAAUUCUCAAUGGCAUAAUGAAAGCUUCACUUUUGUUUACAUAGGCUUUACCAAUAUCAAAAUCUAACAAUAUCCAUAGUAGUCAGUUUUGUUUUAGUGUUCACAUGAGCUCAGCACCAAACUAGAUGUUAUACGAGAACCCUAUUACAGUGGUACCUCAGGUUACAUAUGCUUCAGGUUACAUACGCUUCAGGUUACAGACUCCGCUAAUCCAGAAAUAGUGCUUCAGGUUAAGAACUUUGCUUCAGGAAGAGAACAGAAAUUGUGCUCUGGCGGCACGGCGGCAGCAGGAGGCCCCAUUAGCUAAAGUGGUGCUUCAGGUUAAGAACAGUUUCAGGUUAAGAACAGACCUCCGGAACGAAUUAAGUACUUAACCCAAGGUACCACUGUAUUGCACUUCCCACUUAAAAAAAAAAAAAAAGGAGCUAGGAUGUGACCAGCCUGGGACUGGGCUGUGGCCUGGUGAAAGUACUGUACUAGUGAUAAUCCUUUACCUGACAGAACUAUGACUUAGCAUGGCCUUGGACACAACCCCAGGACUCCCUCCCUCCUCUCAGUGUCUCCAUCGCUUUUCCAGAACCAUGACCAUCUUGUGUGAAAACUGCCGCAAGCCAAUCAGGACAGAGAACUGCAUCUCGAGAUGCCCAACUGCAUCAGUCUCCAGGCGGGAGAUCAGGACCACAAAGACAUUCAGGUUAGAUACUAUCCUGCUCUCUUUCCCUACCUGAGUCUACAUUGCGGGCAGGGCAGGGGAAGAACCAACUGCCUCCAGUCAAUUUUCUUGGUGCAAAAAUCCUCCUAUACAUGUGUACACCAUCUAACAAUAAUGUUGCUGUCCCCCUUUAGAACUACAGGUGUUCCUGCUUUGUGUCCAAAUUUAAUAAAUUAAACUACUUAAACUAAUCAGCUGAGGCACACAGCUACAAUCCUAAGCAGACUUACCAUGGGAUGUGGAGCAACUUCCAAGUAAAUACCUCAUGUUACGUUUGCUUCAUGCUACAUUUUUUCAGGUUGCGUCCCGCGGCGACCCAGAAGUACCGGAAAGGGUUACUUCCGGGUUUCGCUGCUCGCGCAUGCGCAGAAGCGCUAAAUCGUGCUUCGCGCAUGCGCACAACCACCAGAUCGUACGGCGCUUCAGGUUGCUGGCUUUUCAUGUUGCAAACGGGCCUCCAGAAUGGAUCCCAUUCGCAACCAGAGGUACCACUGUAUACAUAGGAUUGCACUGUAAGAGUCUCUUCGUUUCAAACCAGCAUCCCAUCUGCCUACUGCUCAACUGUUCCCAAUUUAAGUGGGGAUUACAGAAAACCAUUCCCGGCUUCUGAUUGGAUCCCGGAAUGUCCCAUUUUUGGGUCCGGAGCUCUGGCACUAGUCGGCUGCCUUGUGCCGAGCACUGGACCAAAAGCUGCUUGUUUUUUUGGUCUUGCACAAGUCAGCUGGCUCCUGCAGGAGCACUAAAAACAAGCGUCCCAGUUGGGACCACUCUGAUGCUGGGGGAGAUGCAUCUGUUAUGGCAGGGAUAUGGAACCUCUGCAACCUUCCAGUUGUUGCCGGACUCCAGCUCCCAUUGUCCUGACAAUUGGCCAUGCUGGCUGGGGCUGAUGGGAGUUGGAGUCCAACAAGACCUGGAGAGCCACAGGUUCCCCAUCCCUGCGCUAAGGCUUUCUGUGGCUGGAGUGUUGCUGGUGUUCUUUCUGUAGCCAGCAGCUGAUGCUCAGUGAGUAAACACCAUUAGUUCCUGACAAUAUUUUAGGGUUAGCAGCACAGCUGUUCCGAAGCAUCUGCAAAGCACUUGCUUCCUCUGCUGGGACAGGAGAUGUGCUCAAUGCUAGAUGCCAGCAGCAGAGCAGAGAGCAAACCGGAGCGGUUCAGCCAAUGCCAAACCAGACCUGUCACCUGUGGCAGCACCGUCAACUGGCAGAGCCUGUCCUGGUCCCACUUACCGAUGAAUCAUUGAGGCUGCAAAUGUUUACAUGGCCAGACUCCAGACGGAAGCUGCGGGUCCUAUCUAUCUCCAGGUUGCACAUGAAAGCAUUUCCAGCAGAAUUGUAAAGUGGGAGGCAUGAAAUCCUCUUCCCUGAAGGAAUGGCUGGAAGAACAUCUGCUGGAGAGUCUUCUAGGGGAGAAGCUCAAGUAUGAUGUGGACCUUGUUCGGCUAUAUCCAUGCCAUACAUUUAAAGCACUAUGGUCCCUGCUUUAAACAGCUAUGGCUUCCCUCAAAGGAUUCUGGGAGCUGCAGUUUGUUUAGGGUGCUAAGUGUUGUUAAGAGCAGUGCUUUCCCCCAAAAAAAUAAUGUUUCGGGGUACUCUCAUUUUCCUACUCAUAUUGAAAUAUUGUCCCUCAAUGAGGCCAAACUUAGAAUCACAAAAUGUUUAGGGGUAUGCCUAAACCACCAGAAAAAAGCACUGGUUAAGAGAACACUAUUCCCUUCACAGAGCUACAGUUCUUAGAGUGCGUUAACAAUCUAUUUCUUUUCACAGAGAACUCUAGAAAUUGUAGCUCUGUGAGGGAAAUAGGGAGUCUCCUAACAACCCUCAGCAGCCUUAAACAAACUACAGCUCCCAGAAUUCUUUGGGGGACGCCAUGACUGUUUAAAGCAGUAUCGUAGUGUUUUAAUGUAUAGUGUGAAUGUAGCCUAGAGAGAUCCAUGUCACACUUGAGCCUCUUAUAACCUGCUUAUUUACCUGUUAUUCAGUUCUCAAAUCUUUAAAGUUCCUUCCCCACCAACAUUCAAGUAAAAAUGUGUCUGUAUGUGUGUGAACAAUAAUUCACAGAUACGGAUGCACGAUCAAAUACAUGCAUGUUAUAUACACAUUUUCCCAAGGCUAUUUAAGCUAUUUAAGUUGUGUGUGAGUGUAUGUUAUAUUAUUGUGCUAUACAGCAUAUGUAAUACAAUCAUUAUUAGCCGCUGAGAGCCUUUUCUUCCACAAAACCUGAAGAUCCAAGAACAAAUUUUGGGCGUUACCAGCAAAAGCUCCUCUCUCCUUUCCUCAGUGCUCAAUAUUAAUUGAAAUCUGCAAUCCUAAAUGUUGCAACUGGGGAGUAAGGCCCACUGAAUUCAGUGGGAUUUACUUCUGAAUCAGCACGCUUAGGAUUGUGCUAUAAGUGUUGCCCCAUAGGACACAUUUCUACAUCAGAUAGACGAGGCUGCGUAGUCCCCUAGUGACCACCAGGACAAAUACCCUUAGGAGAAGGAAGUUGAUUGGCUGGGCAGAAUAAAGGGAGUUCAUGGUUAUUCUUCUACUGAUUAUUUGUAAAACAAAAAACAAAAAAGUCAAAUGUGCUUGGGCUACAUGUACACCAAAAUGCACAUGUCCCUGCCCUCAAGCUUACAAUCAAAACAAACUUUUUAAAGCCAGGAAAGUGCUUGGAUUAACUUCGGUGGAGCAAAACCAGUACAGUGGUACCUCUGGUUACGAACGCUUCAGGCUAUGAGCUCCGCUAACCCAGAAGUAGCUGCUCCUGGUUGCGAACUUUGCCCCAGGAUGCGAACAGAAAUCACAUUUCGCCCCAUUAGCGAAAGCGCGCCUCAGGAUAGGAACGGUUUCAGCUUAAGAACGGACCUCCGGAACGAAUUAAGUUCGUAACCAGAGGUACCACUGUACUUUGGUUUAAACACAGUGGUGAGGGAAGGGCCAUAGCUCAGUGGCUCUAUAGCUCACCGUACCUGUCCAGGUCCAAUCCCUGGCAUCUGCAGGUAAGACACCUUUCUGAAGCUCUGGAGAGCCACUGUCUUGUCUGCAUAGACUAGCCUCCCGCCAACCUCGUGCCCUCCAGGUGUUUUGGACUACAGCUACCAUCCUUCUUGACCAUUGGCCAUGCUGGCUGGGGCUGAUGGGAGUUGUAGUCCAGCAGCAUCUGAGGGGCACCUGGUUGGGGGAAAGACAAUACUGAGCUAGGUGGGCCUAUAGUCCAACUUGAUAUAAGGCAGCUUAUCCCUUUUUUUUUAGCACUGGUCCCUGGGAAGAUGCAUCUACUCUGCACCACCAGUUCUUUAAAGUUCCCAGCUCCAAGAGAUGGGAGUGCUGACGCCUGUCUGCCAGCUUCCAGCCCCUUUGCACAGCUGAAUGCCUCGCAUGGCUGCGCGGCGGUUGUCAUGGGAACCAUCACAUACAAUAACUGAAGUGCAUAUUGAAUUUCUAUGCUGAAUGGUCCACUUUCAGCAGCACAGAAUUCCCCCCGAAUCCAUCUGCUCUUUUCUCCCUCCUGAUCUCUAAUGCUGCUGUUUCUUUAUUGAUUACCCUUUUUCUAAGCUCUCCCUGGGGCUCCUUUGCAAAAAAGAAAAGAAAAGGAGAGAGAGAGAGAGAGAGAGAGAGAGAGAGAGAGAGAGAAGUAAUGCAAAACAAACAAAAGAAAACAGGGUUUAGCCAGCUAAAAAGUAAAUGCUUUCUUUAAAAAAGCAAAAGCAAAACUGAAGCAUGGUCCUAGUCAAAAGAUGCUUUCUGUCUCUGGAUGGAUUGUGGAUGGUCAGAUACAAAGGAGGGCAGAAUCUUUGUUUCUGGGAUGCGGAAGCACCUGCGACCCUCCAGAUGUGCCCAUUGGCCAACCUGCCUGGGGGAAUCAGCGGUCAACAUCUGGAGGACCACAGAUCCCUGAUUUCAUAGUCACAGACUACUCCUUUACUCCUCCCUCCAUGAAAACUGCACAUACUCAAAUCCCUUCUUUUGCACAACUAUGAAAAAACAAGAGUCCUUCUGCCUCCAUCUGCAUCUGUUCCCCUGCUUAAUAUGGUUGCUGUUCUGCACCAACUUCAGGUUGAGCAGAAAUCCAGGCUGCUGCAUUCCAUUCCUUAGCCAGGCAUGGGGAACUGCAGGCCCAGGGGCCAAAUGUGGCCCUGCAAAGCCCUCUUUCUGGCACUUGGGUCUUUCCAUCUUCAGCCACACACCCUCUCCACAGGCCGCACCCCUCACCAGCCCUGCUUUGCACCCUCCUGGGGUGUUUUUGCCUGGCUGGAAUGUGUCCUUGAACUCUGAUAAUACCUCUUGCUUGCUGUCAGAAGCGAGCCAGCAGUAAAUCACACCCAGCAAGUUGGAGUUAACUCUUUGUUAGCAAAAAUACCAACAACAAGUAGCACAAACAUGGUGGGGUGUCCGGCCUAAUGAGCACAGGAACUCAUCUCCGUCUUGCCCUCCAUGAAGCAGUUGCUAAGACUGAAGGUCCUUGCCUUCCCACAGCUAUCUAAGUUUCCUCCUCGCUAAUGUUUUUUCCAAGCAAUCAGAGACUGCGCCUGCUUGCAGUCUUUCGCUGCUCUGCCUGUUUCAUGCCUCUUCUGGUUCUGGGAGAUCGGGGGGGGAGGGGAUCUCAUUGCAGCAGGAGGGGGAGACACCCAUGCUUCUUCACUAUCCUGACUCAUCUCUGCCUCUUUGUCAGUGUUUUGAAAAGGAAAAGGUUCUGACCUCCUUUUUACUCCUUUGCCUAGGCCUCAGACCUUUGUUGGCACAAUAGAGUCUUUGAGAAAGAGUAUUCUCGCAGAGUAUUGCUGCUUUUAUUCUUAAAAAGUCUUCUUCUCCAAGCACGACCGACAGCUUUUACACACACCAAACACAACCAGCUUUCUACCAUCCAACCAACCCACACCACACACUAACACUGACCACUCUAUAUAUACAGGUACCAUUUGGUGAAAGGUUGCAUGAGUCAUUGUAGGCCGCUGACUCGUGCUGACUUAGUUCUUUUAGCAUUAAAGAAACAGCGGCCAAUUUUUAGCCGUGACACUCUUGGCCUCCCACAUCCAGUUCUUCAGCUUCUGCCUCUGAUUCUGAACUUCUCUCUGCCACAGACUCUCCCAGCUCACUGAGCCCUGUUACCUCUUCAGCUUCCAACUCCUCCUCUUCCCAGUCUUCUCCCUCUGACCUCUCAACGUUGUCCCACCACCAAUCUCUGGGCUCUGAGCCUCCUUCCCUUGAGGGUUCCCCAGAUGGUGCCUUCUACCAUUCCUUUGCCUAGUUGGAGGACACAGAAAGGUGUGCAGGUCUAAUAUGCUCUACAAAGGUAAAAAUUGCAUCCAUUGCUCCACCUAAGUCAACUAAUGGAGGAGGAGUCAAGGGAACUCAGCCUACAUCCUGCCAUCAGGAACUCAGUACCACCUCUGCUGUUGGGAGCAGACUGUGCCCCUUGGAGAAGCAUAUUCCUUCAAGCACACCAGGCUCACAGAGGGAGUAUCGCUGGCAGGAGAAGCAUGACCAUUUGUUGAGACAUCUCCACAGAUAUUAUCUGGCCUCAGAUUCCUGAUGCUGUUCUCGGACUCUGUUUGUAGCAAUCUGUACCUGUAGCCUGACCUGUAUUGCUGUAAGCCUUGAACAAAGCUUUCUCUCUUUCCUGCACGUAAAAACCUCUGUCAUAGCAUUUGGGAUGGCAGCCGCAACAACAUGGCAUCGACACCACUGAAGGCACUGCGACUUACCUUUGAGUAAACCUGCAUUGGGUUGUGCUGUUAAGUCAGAACUGUGACUAAUGCAAUUUUUCUCUGCCACUGUUAAGUGUGCAGAGCAUUAAGAAAAACACCCUAUAAUUCAUACCUUACAGCACAGAAUGAUCAUUAAUAUUCCUGUUUUAUACUCAGAAGGCACUGAAGCUGACAGAGAAUGACUUGCUCAAGGCCAUCCAAAGAAUUCAUCAUCGAUGAGCAGAAUUCUAGAUGCCCAACCUAAGGAAUGAUCUAAAAGUUAGCACCCUCCUCACCUUCCUGAUGUGAAAUGGGUGACAAAAAAACCCUUUGUGUGGUGGUAGCUCCACAGAGGGGCUUAACAUUUGAAAGUGAUUCCCCACAUGGAUUGAUAAGGCCCAGCCAUGUGAUAAGGUAUCAUACUAGUUGCCAGUGAUGUGGACACUUGACACCCUCCAAUGUUUUUAAUCCAGUAUGCACCUUUGUCUUUUGCUAGGGCCGGCCCUGCCUUUAGGCAGAGUGAGGCUGUUGCCUCAGGUGGCAGAUACUGAGGGGUGAGAAGUGGCAGUGAAAUACAGCAGAGUGGUGUUUGCCCCAUACCUGCCCUGCUCCCCCUAAGCUAGCUUGUUGCCCUCAGGCUGUGUAGGAAGAUGCUGUCCCAUCGCCAUUGUUGACAUAAGAUUCAACAGCCAGUCUAGUGAGUUUCCGUACAUGGAAUGUGAGGGGCUGCCAUCUUGUUCUUUGCCUCAGGAAGCAAAAGGUCUCAGGCUGUCCCUGUCUUUUGGAAAGUCUUAUGUAACCCUAUGCAAACCAACUGCUUGCCAAACUAUGAGUGAUUUUCCCUCAGUCCAACAGUUGCCUCUGAGGCCUUGUUGCUACCAAACUGUUAAACCUGGGGUAACCUGUAUCUCUUCACACUUGAUCUUAGUCAAAAGGCUGGAGCUGUAUCACUUCAGAUUGGAAUAAUAAUAAUAAUAAUAAUAAUAAUAAUAAUAAUAAUAAUAUAUUUUUUUAAAAAUGCCACCCAUCUGACUUGGUUGCCCCAGCCCCUCUGGGCGGCUUCCGACAACUUGAAACACAGUAAGACAUUAAAAAAAAUUAAAAACUUCCCUUCAGAUGUCUUCUAAAAGUCAGAUAGUUGUUUCUUUCCUUGACAUCUGAUGGGAGGGUGUUCCACAGGGCAGGUGCCGCUACAGAGAAGGCCCUCUGCCUGAUUCCCUGUAACUUCACUUUUUGUACUGAGGGAACUGCCAGAAGGCCUUUGGAGCUGGAUCUCAGUGAAAGCUCACACAAGUGAACACAUCUCCAUUCAGAAAAAUGCCCUGCACCUAGAAAAGUAGCAAGUCAAGAAGGAAGCUGGGAUAGAAUCCUUCUCUCUGGCAUCUGGCUUCCUUUAUGGAUGGAUUUUGGGUUGUUGGGGGUUUUUUUAAUAGAGGAGCAUUCAGUCCACCUGAAGUAUGAAGUGGAACAUCCAAGACUGAGAUUUACCAUGUCAGGGAAAAUUAAGCCUGAAUCACACAGGCCUGAAAUGGUCUCUCUUGAACAGUUUAGCACAGUCACUUUGGGCCCAUUAUGUGUCUGAAUGCUGGUGAAAUUGUCUCUUCAGUGAGAAAUCAUAUACAUCGGGGAGAGUUUUCAUUUUCAGAAAAAGUCUCCUACUGUGCCGUUCACUGAGCCUUAAGUUAUAAACCCAUCUGGAAUAGUUGCUGUUCGCACCACUGUGAAAUGGUCCUGUGAGAGGAAUGAUUCUCUUUGUCCCCUUAAGUGAGGUAAAACAUUCUUUUGACAACUUUGCCUUCUAAAUUUUAAAAGGCAAAGUUGUCAUAAUAAUAUUUUACCUCAUUUGUUUCCAGUGGGGAACGAUUCAUGGCAUCAUAUAGUGAAACACUGGUUGUAUGAGAGGGAACUUGCUUAGUUCUGAAGCCUUUCUCCUAAAAUGGAUUAUUCCCGCUUGCACCGCAUGGGAUGCACUUACAAGGAGAGAUCUACGAUGAAUUCGAUUCCAUUCGCUUUUAAAUGAACGAGAAGCUAUCUAAUUUGUUCUCAAACCAGUGCUCAGAUGGAAACACAGCUCUUCUUCAAAUUUCACACUUCUCUAAAAGUGGCAGGGCAGCUCUUCAACCAAUGUGUAUGAAAAUGCAGACUGUGUGUAUGUGUAAAAAUGCAUUGCCUUGGGGAAAAUAAUGCAUUGCACUGAGGCAAACUGCCAAAUAUACAAAAAUGCUGGUGAAUUCUUAUGAGGGGAAAAAAUCAUACAUUGCUGCAGAAAUGUGAAGAACUGAAUUUGAGAUUGGAAAAAUGGGAAAGUGAGGAGAACCCAAGUUGUCAGGUGUCUACCCCUAUGCAUAAAGUAUAUCACCCAUGUAAAACUGAGGUGAAAUUUUUUAAUUAACUAAGUCAAAAUGGCAGUGGAGAUUAGGGUCCCAUCUGCGCUAUACAUUUAAAGCAGCCUGGGAACUGUAGUUUGGUUAAGUGUGUGGAGACCUGCUAGGAGACCCCUAUUCCCCUCACAGAGCUACAAUUCUCAGAGUGGUUUAACAGUCAACCCCUCUUCCUCAUGAACUGUGGGGAAUUCAUGGCCUCUGUAUGUUUUGGGGGGGCAGAAUCAACUUGCAGUCUUAUAUUGGAGCUACAGUUUCACAAGACCUCUUUAUUGUAUGAAAAUUGGGGGUGGUCAUGUGAAUCAAACUGUCUCAUAUGUUGGGAGUGUUGUAGGAACUUUGUGGGGCCAUGCUGAGUAAACUGUCAAGUGGUCUCAUAUCUUGCAACUCUUGGUCAUCAGGUCAACUAAAGGUGCUUCCAAGGCUCGCCGGGAUCAGAUCAACGCUGAGCUGCAGAAUCUGCGCUCCCUUCUGCCCAUCUUGGAGCAAGAGAAGGAGCGCCUCUCAUACCUUCAUACCAUGGCUCUUGUCUGCUUCUACAUACGAGAGACGCAGCUUUUCCCCUCAGGUGAAUAUUAAGCCUCUCUUGCGAUGAUUGUUUCGAUUAAUGCUGACUUUAUAUGUCCUCAGAAUGCGGUGAAGUUUCUCUCUUUUUUUUAAAUGCUUUUUAUUGGCGUUUCAUUUAAGACAAACAAACAAAAUACAGUAAAAUUCAACAAUCAUUUACCCACAUUCUUUCCCCACUCUCUGCUGAGCAUGGACUUCCUUCCCUCCCUUCAACAAGUUUUCUUAUGUCAGUUACUUUUCCACAGUUUCUUAUUGUAUCCAAUCCUACCUACAUUGUAAGAUUUAUUUCAGUCCUGCCAGAGUCUUCAGAUUUCUAACAGUUAUUAUUUAUGUACUCCAUAAAUUUACUCCAAUCUUUUUGGAAUUUUGCUUCCUCCUGAUUUCGGAUUCUACAGGUCAGUUUUGCUAGUUCCGCAUAAUCAACCAUCUUCGUCUGCCACUGUAUUGUUGGUAAUUCUGGUACUUUCCAUUUUUGGGCUAACAAAGUUCUGGCAGCAGUCGUAGCACACAUAAAUAACCUUUUUCUAUUUCCUCUCCCAUCAAGCCUAGCAAGAAAGCUUCCGGCUUUUUCGGGAAAGUGUAUUUAAAUAUCUUUUUCAGUUUGUUAUAAAUCUGUUCCCAAAACUGUUCCAUUUUCUCACAUGUCCACCUUGCGAGACCUCUAAAAAACCCCACACUGCUCAGAAUUCCCCUAAGGUCUAUUCCGCACUUCUUUUCCGAUGGCUGCGGCAAACAGGAAGUCUAAUGUGGACAAGUUUCUCCAGUGUGAUGUAGGCCUCCCUAAGGAAGCUUGGACAGUUGCUAGAGAGGGACACACAUUCUCUUUCUGCAGUAAGGGUGGGGAAAUUGUAGCUGCCCAGAUGUUGUUGGGACUCCCAUCAGCCCCAGCCAGCACCGCCAGUGGUCAGGGAUUGUGGGAGAGGUGGUUCAGUGACAUCUGGAGCACAAGUUGGUGGCCCAUUCCUGCUGUAAAAUGUUUGCACGUGUGGCGAGCGGUCACAGUGCUGACCUCCCUCUCACCAAUCUUACUUUAUCAAGAUGCAUUCUGAAAAACAGCAACGAAGGUGGUGGGGACAUGAUACCUUGAUUUAGGGUGGGGUAAGGAGAAGUGACUGUUGGAUUGAAUAAUCUUAGGAAAUCACAGGUCUGUAAGUAAUGAGUUGGCAGCCAGCCUCCAAGCUUGCUCCCAUGCAAAAGCUAUUCCAGAAGAUGGGUAGACUGAGUUACCGUAUAUAUGACACAAUUUAAAGCACAUUCAGCACCUAUUUCAAACACACGAAUCCUCCCAAGUGGCCUAGAACUGUCACUUUCCCCUCACAGAGCUACAAUCCCCAGAACCCGUUACAAACUACAGUUCCCAGGAUUAUUUGAGGGAAGCCAUGUGGAUUAAAUGUGUGUUGAAUGUGCUUUGAAUGGAUGGUGCCGAUCUUCCUCGUGUGUCUUAUCCAAUGUUCACUAUGCCAAAGAUAUCUCCCUGUGGCGUUUUCACAUCUGUUUGCUUGCAUCUGCUCACAGGGGUGGCUUAUAACUUCCUUUUAUGAAAAUAUUUACAACUCUCUUCUUCUUUCUUCUUUGGCGAUCACUCGUAGCCGAGCAAGAUUGUCUCCCAUGAACAUGGUCUUAACAGUGAGUCCAUAAGUGACUGUGGAGGCCAAUUCUGGAUCCACACAUCCUUCCACAGUGGGGACAUAGAUUUCCAGGUGGAAGUAGAUCACAGUGAGGGUUUCCCAAACAUGCCUUCCUCUUAGCUCGUUUCUCCUUUUCACCCUGAGUUCGUGCUUCCAUGACACCUUGGGUAAGGGCUGUUCUCCAACUGGAGCGCUCGCAGGCCAGUGUUUCCCAGCGAUCAGUGCUUAUACUACAUUUUUUAAGAUUUGCUUGAGAGCGUCUUUAAACCUCUUUUGCUGUCCACCGGUAUUUUGCUUUCCAUUCUUAAGCUGGGAAUAGGGUAGUUGCUUUGGAAGAUGAUAAUCAGGCAUCCGAACAACAUGACCAGUCCAACGAAGUUGAUGUUGAAGAAUACUCAAUCAUAUUGGGAUCUGAGCAGAGAACGAGAAGACAUUUGAAACAGUCGCUCCAUUAAUACAGGAGGGUCUGGGGUGGACAUGGGAAUUGCUCACACUUACCAAGAUGGGGCAGGUCAGGGUGGUGGUGAGGUCAGGACUCCCUAAGCUCAUUGGUGGCUGCACCUGAUUGGACAGGGUGGUGGUGAGGUCAGGACUUCCUAAGCUCAUUGGUGGAUGCACCUGAUUGGACAGGGUGGUGGUGAGGUCAGGACUCCCUAAGCUCAUUGGAUGCACCUGAUUGGCUCUGUCAGUGCAUCUAUGGAGCGCCCCCUACCUUUACCCCUGCACCAUUCAUGGAAGCAUCAAGGACUGUCACAGGACACCAGACCCCUCCAUACCAGCUGCUCCUGUAUUAAUAAAACUAAAGGGUAUAAAGCAAUAAAUGACAACAAUAAUCUUAAAGCACAGAAAAGCUGGUUUUCCCUAUUAUCAGUUAACAAUAAACACCACCACCGUGAAUUCAGACUGGAAAUGUUCACACAUGCAUUCUGCAGUGGUACAUUUUCUCUUUCUUCCCCCUCACAGGGGAAACUGCAGUUUUCAUCAGGAAAAUGGUAUAAGGGGAAAGGGUUAAGUAGCCCCCCCCCCCGCAAACGCCAUGGCCCCAACCUGACCCUCCACCACUACCAGUGGGGUGGUGGCUGAACUCUAGGAAAUUAUGGUUGUGGAUCUUCCUUGUCAUGUCUAAUUGCACCCUUAUUUCUAUUUAAAGGAGAUAUAGGAGAGGUAGCGAAGAGUAAGCAUACAGUGAGCAAGCAGCUGGCUUUAUGAAUGGGAACACUUUAUCCAUCAUGGUCUCCUCUAAGGUGUAUUUUACCUGAAGACAUUUUCCUGUCUUCCCUUUUUCUUUUUGAAUUGUCCCUGAGAGGAUCAGUGCAAGAGCUAACAUGCCCUUUAGCUGCAUUUUUUACAAAAAAAAAACACCAAAAAACAUUUUUUGGUUUAUUUUUUGCAGUGCCAUUAGAUCACACGAUAAAGUGAAAGAAGCUGCAAUGACCUUGAUAUUGUUCUUCCAUAAUUAUGUUCCAAGACGGGCAUGUUCUGUUCUGCACAAUGUAUUGCCUGAAAGAUGUUGUUCUCUUCUAAUCUAUAACAUAGAAGGAGGAGCUCACUUGGCAGAAAACAGCAAAGACCUAAAUCAACCUCACGGAGACGGAUUUCUGCGGAGAGAGGAAUUUGCUGUGAUAGCCUUGAUUAGUGAAACUGACUAAGUAGCGAGCUGGAAAGCAAGUGCUGAGGGAAUGCAAUCUGAGUUAUUCAGACUGAAAUCCUACACUUACCUACUUGGGAGUAAGUCUCUUAGAACUCAGUGGGGCUUACUUCUGAGUAGGCAAGUAGAGAAUUCUGUUGUUAUAUGUUGGUGUGUACAAACCAAACAUUUGAGGUGCGUUUCUCACCCCAGAACCCUGGGAGCUGUGGUUUAACCAUCACAGAGCUAUAGUUCUCACAUCCUAAACAUACUACAGUUCCUAGGAUUCUUUGGCAGGGAGUGUUUUUAAUUAAAAGCAUAUACACAGCCUUUGGCUGCAAUCUUGUACGCUCUUAAGGUAAAGGUAAAGGUACCACUGAUCAUUAGGUCCAGUCAUAGCCGACUCUGGGGUUGUGGCGCUCAUCUCGCUUUAGUGGCCGAGGGAGCCAGCGUUUGUCCGCAGACAGCUUUCGGGUCAUGUGGCCAGCAUGACUAAGCCGCUUCUGGUGAACCAGAGCAGCGCACGGAAACGCCGUUUACCUUCCUGCCAGAGCGGUACCUAUUUAUCUACUUGCACUUUGACAUGCUUUUGAACUGCUAGGUUAGCAGGAGCAGGGACCAAGCAACGGGAGCUCACCCCGUCGUGGGGAUUCGAACCGCCGACCUUCUGAUCAGCAAGUCCUAGGCUCUGGUUUAACCCACAGCGCCACUUGCGUCCCAAGUCUUUUACCUGGUAGUAAACUCCACUGAAUAUAGUAGGAUUUUCUCCUGAGUAAACAUGUGUAGGCUUGCUCUGUUAAAAUGGUAGUCUGUCUUGUGCUACUGUUCAGGGUGAGCAAUGGGAGUGUACAGAAAUGCCUUCCUUUUCAGAAGGCUCACAAUUUAAAUUUCCACACCGGUUAGAGUGUAGAAAGGGGAAUGAUUGAGGAGAGGGGAGCACUGAAUUCCUUAUUUCUUGCUCCAGGAAAACCUAAGAGCCAGGCUGCAGAUAUUUAAACGCUGAACCUUUCUUAACACUUCCCCACCAAAGAUCCCCUCCUUUCUAACCCCAACCCAUCCCCAUCUUAUUAAACCAUUGAUAAAAAAAAUCUGCAGCCAAAUCCCCUCCUGUUGCCUGUUUCUAAGGGCUGCUCCCGGUGACCUUUUUUCUCAGCCUUCAUUCUGAUUCGCUUGCACAAAGCUUAUUCGGAGGUUAGACUACAUCCAGUGUUUUCCGAGUGUUCAUUCUGAUUUGUAUGCAGGGGGGUUAUAUGGCACUGGACAUUCAUCCUGCAUUAAUUCUAGUGUGCUUACUAGGUGUUUUUAUGUCUUCCCAUUAAUCUUACGUUCAUUCCCUAUUUUUCAGUGCAUUUCCCCAUCACUUUCCUAAUCACAAAAAACUAUUAAUUUUCUGAAAAGGUGACAGAGCACUUUAAUCUAAACUAAUUACACAAAAGUAAAUUUUGCAGCGUGCACAUGCAUCUCUCCUUCAAAAUACUGACAGCCUGAAGCCUAACACAAAGGAAUGCUUUGAGCCAGAUUUCUUCCUCUGCAUUGGCCCAAGCCACUCUCCCUCCCUAAGCAGUAAGCUCCUGUGUCAAUAUUGCUCAUCAAACUGCAUGUGACACUAACGAGGGAUGGAUGGAUCAGUCUAUUUCAGGUCCAUGGCAGCUUUGCAUGCAUUCACACUUGAUGUGUUCUGCGUGAGUCACUUCCAACUCAUUUCUGCAUUACUCUACAAAAUUUCUUUUUAAUAAUCCAUACAAAAAUUCCUGUUUAAAUACAUAUGUGUAUUUUAUCUCAAUGCACACAUGCCUAAAGAUGGCUUGAUCAUAAAAUAUGCAUUUAAAACACAUUUUAGUAUGUUUGUUUGUGCUGAGACCUAUCACAAAUUUCAGAGCGUUGUGAAAUCCAAAGGAUAAUUGUUCUCACAUCUGAGGGAAGGUCAUUUUCCUUCAGGAGUCACAGAAACUGAAUUCCCCAAGCAUCUCUGUGUAAAAUACAUAGUUAAAGGUAUGUGUAUCUCCCUGCCCCCACCGGAAAACUCAGUGUGCUGCGCAUCCUGAUUAGGAUUGGGACCAUAACAGAUUUAACUCUUUGCUCUCACACCAUGAUCUAAGUGAAAACCCUCUUCCUCAAAAUUGCUAUUUGGCACAGGAGAGAAAUUUCCAUCGGUGCAAAAGUGAGCAUCUUUCCUGUGCUGGAUAGCAACUUUGGAAGGUCUGGGACGAUUCUCAUCCUGGCCUGAUACCAGAAUCCAUGGAGAAGGAGGCAAGACUGGUCAGAAAUCUCAGGACCACGGAGAGCUCCAAGUGAACAGCUUGCUCCAAAAAUAGUUGAGAGCACAUGGAACCUUUUAAUGCCUUUGCUUUCAGGCUCCACCCCAUUGUGACUAACUAACCUGACAUUCCUAAAGGGCCAACACUCUGCCCUGGAGAUUUGCACUUCUCCAUUCCAUAGCCUCACACCUGGUGCGCUCCCUGUGCUGCUGGGCUGCUGAGAUCUUAGAGGAGCCAUUUGAUGCCUAAAGCCCUGGGGUAGGUGCCUGUGAGGUUGUACACUCUGGCCCUACAGAUACAGGAGGUUCUUCUGGGGGUGCUUUUGUUCCUCAGCCUGUCAUUUCAUGUUCUCAAUCAGCUGGACAAUCAGAGCGCCCUACACUUGAUCUAGCUUCUUGGCUACAAAGCCUGCAGUCUCUGAUGUGGAGACUUGGCUGCUGCUGGACUCUGGGAUCACAACAGGGGAAAAGGGGGAAUCAACUGCAACAAAAAAACAACAACAUUUGGCCUAUGCAUCUAAGUCAAGGCAGUCUGCAUUCAGCACCAUUUAGCAACAGUGGCACAACCUCCACAGGUAUAGCUGACCUAAGAGGUGUGGUUUUGAUAUGGGCAAUGGCAUACUGUACGGAGUGAGCAAGUGAGCUCAUUGCGAUGCCUCAAUGCUUCAGCAUACCUUCGCUCGUACUUUUCCACUCUUGCGCCAUUUGUGCCUUUUACCUAAUUUGCACAUUCCCACCUUUUUAAUUAUUAAAGUAGUCAUGCCGUAGCACUUACAUUAAAAAGCCUUUUAGCGUAAAUUUCAACAUUGAUUUUGAAAAACGCUGCCUUUCCACUUGGUGCCAUUUUAUCACCGUAGGGGUUUUUCCCUCCUUCCUCCGCUUUUCACAUGUAUUUAUUUUCCUUCUACUUUUUAGCCUUAUUCGAGAAAUUGCAUAAUAGUCUGAAAUUUUAAAAAAAGUGUGGGAGCACACAUUUUAAAAUGCAAAAAGAGAGAGAGAGAUACUCAGGUGAAUUGCCCCCUUUCUGCCCAUAAGUGUGGAUUAAACACAGGGGGAGAUAUACGCACACAGUAAGCUCUAUACUCCUCCUCUUCAGCUUAAACAUUUUAAAGUAAUUUCCAGGACCGGCUGUGUGCUAAGUAUUGCAAUCAGUGUGUACUUGAGAAAUUUGAUACAGUCAGAACCCUGUUUGAUUAGAUCCCUCUUCCUCCAACGCCCCCGCCAGCCACCUCCUGGAGAUGCAACAUUAAAAAAUAGCAUGGUUUUGGAAGUAGCUCUGGGUCUACAAUGACCCAGAGAAACUCUGUGACACCCCAACUCUAGACAUCCUUUUUAUUGUGCAUUUGUUAUUAUCUGUGCUCAAGAUGGUAUUGGGCUGGUUGUAUGCAAUCCCAUCUUAAGUACUGUUCAUGCCUGCAAACGUUUUUGGGGUGGACAUACUGCUUUGUUUCAAACUGGUGUAUGUCCCACUACUUCCUGUGUGAGAGCCAGUGUGGUGCAGUGGUUAAGAGCAGUGGACUCGUAAUCUGGUGAACUGGGUUCGCGUCCCCGCUACUCCACAUGCAGCUGCUGGGAGACCUUGGGCUAGUCACACUUCUCUGAAGUCUCUCAGCCUCACUCACCUCACAGAGUGUUUGUUGUGGGGGAGGAAGGGAAAGGAGAUUGUUAGCCGCUUUGAGACUCCUUCAGGUAGUGAUAAAGAGGGAUAUCAAAUCCAAACUCUUCUUCCUGCUGAAACCCUGUAACUUUUUAUACUGGAUGUUUGUGGUGCGGGGAAGGGGGAGGUGUCCUGCCUUUGUUCCACUAUAGUGCAAAAGUGCUGCUUCGGAUUACUGUAGAGUGACAACUCUGGCAAAAAUUUUUUUAAAAUUGUUGGCUUUAAAUGUGUUUUGAUGUAUUUUGAUUACUGUUUUUAGUUUGUUUUUAUUCCUUUGUAUUUUAUAGUGUAGUUUUUUUAAAGUUUGUAAACUGCCUUGAAACCCAACUUAGCGGGGAAAGUGGGAUAUAAAUACUUUAAAUAAAUAAAUACACACUGGGGAAGCAUCGCAGAACAACUAACAAAACGGAAUGGUGUGUAGACAGUCCAUUAUAAAUCUGCUACCAAUGCACUGUUAUUGCAUCAAUGGCACGUCCAGAAUAUACCUGCAAGAAAAAUGGGGCUGGGGCUCUGUCCUGGCCUACAAAUGGAACCUAGGCUUAGCUCAUAAUCAGAAUUGUAGAGUUGGAAGGGACUACAAGGAUAUUCUAGUCCGGGCUUCCUCAACCUUGGCCCUCCAGAUGUUUUGAGACUACAGUUCCCAGCAUCCCUGACCACUGGUUCUGCUAGCUAGGGAUCAUGGGAGUUGUAGGCCAAAAACAUCUGGAGGGUCGAGGUCGAGGAAGCCUGUUCUAGUCCAACCCCCUGCAAUGCAGAAAUCUUUUGCCCAAUGUCAGGCUGAAACCCACGACUCUGCGAGUGUCAUGCUCUUACCGAAGGAGCUAUAUACUGAUGCUCUUCUAUGCAACUUAAAUAUUAAACCAGUCUAGGUUUAGUUAGAAAAUACCCUGUUCUUUUAAUUUUAAUGCAAUGCCCCAUUACAUCCGUCACUUUACUCCUGAAUCUUUAAUAGUACUUUAAUUAAAAAUCUGGAGUUGAACCACAAUGCUUUACUUUAGGGGACUCUUACCCACACGACGGUCCUGCCUAAUGCUACUGAGCUGAUGGAAGAAGAACGGACUAAAUCCCUAUCCGUAUGUUCAACAGAAUGCACACAUGAGGGCUUAAACUGGGGAGGGGGAACAGGCACACACAUGCAACCCCCUCCCCAGCAUCUCUGUCUGCCUGGGUUACGCCUGUCCCCAAACUCCCCACAUUCAACAGGAACGUCUGGCGGGGGGCUUGUAAGCGCAUUCCUACAUUGUGCAAAAUGGACCUCCCGAUAAGACGGCAUCGGCAGUAAGCCCUCACCUGCAGAGUUGCUCAGAGUUGCUCAGAGUUGCUCACCUGUAUAGCUCAGUCAGGUAUAUAAGGGGUGAGACAAUAUUUCACAAUAGUGAAAAUAACAUACAAAGAUGCAUCGUAUAGGGUAAGCCCUUGCGUGUUCUUUUGAACACGUUAACAGGGCUGUAAGUCUGUCUCUUCCAUAAGGCUAACUCAAAAUAAUUUGCUGCCUGAUGCAAAGGACAUGAGGGCAGGUAAAGGUAAAAAGGUAAAGGACCCCUGGAUGGUUAAGUCCAGUCCAAGGCGACUAUGGGGUUGUGGCGUUCAUCUCGCUUUCAGGCCGAGGGAGCUGGCAUUUGUCCACAGACAGCUUUUCGGGUCAUGUGGCCAGCAUGACUAAACCGCUUCUGAGGGCAUCCCACAUACAAAAACCAAUUUGGUCAGGCAGUUGAAUAAUUUUGAUGCUGGUGGUAGGAUAUAGUCCUCCACAACUCCUGAGGCAACAGGCUGGUUUUUUGUGUGGUGGGAAGAAUGCAUGUUGUCUAGCAUAUACAGCUCUGUCCUCCAACAGAGCAAGAUGGCCAGGGGCUGUAAAACGAACAACCAGGGGGUUGCUGCUGCCUGAGGCGGUUGCUGCCUGAGGCAGUCACCUCAUACUGCCUAAUGGUAGGGCUGAGUCUGCCCUUUCCUCUUUGCGGCACCACAAAUUUGAAUCUUCCAUGUACAGUGGUACCUCAGGUUACAAACACCUUGGGUUACAAACAUUUCAGGUUACAGACUCCGCUAACCUGGAAGUAGUACCUCGGGUUAAGAACUUUACCUCAGGAUGAGAACAGAAAUUGUGCACCAGCGGUGUGGCGGCAGCGGGAGGCCCCAUUAGCUAAAGUGGUACCUCAGGUUAAGAACGGUUUCAGGUUAAGAACAGACCUCCGGAACGAAUUAAGUUUGUAACCAGAGGUACCACUGUAUUCAGAAGUGGGCUGCCUACACACCACACAUUUAGAACGCAUCUAAAGCAUGCAGCUUCCCCCAAAGAAUUAUGGGAAGUGUAGUUCAUCCAUCAUUGGAGCUACAAUUCCCAGCAUCCUUAACAAACUACGAGUCCCAGAGUUCUUUGGGGGAAGUAAUGUGCUUUAAUUGUGUAUGUGGCCUAAAGUAUUAAAAGGUGGGUGGUGGCACCACUACCCAUGCGUCAAAAGAAGUCUCUGGGUCGUUCUGCCUCACAAGGGAGGCAGAAGCUAGAGAGCCUGUGCAUAACACACUGCAAACAGAUUGUGACCUCUUUAUGCACAAAUCAGGGCUCUCUCGCUCUCUCGUCUGACACAGGGGCUGAAAAGAGGAGGAGCUGGAAGGUGAUGUGCAGCAAGCCUUUAGCCAAUGAAUGGGAAGCCUCGUUCUGUCGAUCCAGAGAACCAAUUAAUCUAUCUCUUUAUUUUCUCAGAUUUACAUGAAGCGAUGGGACUAGCCUCUAAUCUCGCAAUGUCUGCUGCACUGAAAGAUCCAGAACUGCUGCUUUCCCUCCCGGGGUUCAUCCUGGCUUUCAAUGCAAAUGGCAAACUGGCUCACGUCUCUGAAAAUGUGUCCCACUUCCUUGGAUUUUCUGUGGUAAGUCCAGGCUAUUGCAGGUGGGAGGAAGCCAAGUUUGCCUUGCUUGGUCUAAUCCAGGCAUAGGCAAACUUGGCCCUCCAGAUGUUUUGGGACUACAACGCCCAUCAUCCCUGACCACUAGUCCUGUUAGCUAAGGAUGAUGGGAGUUGUAGUCCCAAAACAUCUGGAGGGCCGAGUUUGCCUAUGCCUGGUCUAAUCUAAUGCAGUACUGUUGUCGAAUUCAGCUAGCUAUCUCUCUCCAAGCUCUAAUUUGAGUUUUUUCCAAACCUUUUUCACUACAAUGCUUUCAACUGGAGGCAAGAAGGAUUGGGGCUGAAAUUUGUCAACCUGCAAAACAUGCUAACAUUUGCAGUGGGAAACGUCUGUGGCAUGAAAUGCUAUGGUGUGCAAGUAGGUCAAAAAAGGCAAUUUUGCUUACAACUCCUAAAGCUUUUGUUAGAAUAUUUAAGGUCACACUUCUCCUUCAAAAGUUGAUAGUCCUCAAGGUUUCACUUUAAAAAUAUCAUGGCACACAGCUACAUGCUAAACAAGUUGCCUGUCGUCAUUCAUUGGCUGCUAUGAUUUCUCAUACUCUUCUUGCAGGUAGAACUCUUAGCCCACACUGACUCCAUCUUUGACCUCUUGAACAGCCCAGCAAGCGGGAUUGUCCAGGAGAAGCUUGGUUUUGCCCAGCAGCAUCCAGGCACUGGUAAGGACAGAUCUUUGCAGCUGGGGGAUAAUUAAUAUUUAUGUUACACGGCAUCAUCUCAGCUGGUUAGCAUGGUAUGCUGAAGAAAUAAACAUCAGCGUCCGAUUUCAUAUAUUCCUUUAAUGUGAAAAGCAAAGUUUCCUUUCUUUUUUUUGUUCUUUGUUUCUUGUCUAGAAAAAGAAAUAUAUUCCACCUUUUAUAAAUUGAUUUCAGGGUAGUUUAGAGUCGCACACAAAUACAAUAAAAACAAACAUCCAUUAAAGCCACAAUAGAACAACAGAAUACUGAGAUCAAUUCAAAUCAGCCAGCGCAUCUGAAAACCCUGGGUGAACAACACCAAAGCUUAACCUGGAAUCUGAAAAAUAACAAAGAAGGUUCCAGUGAAGCCUUGUUGAGGAGGAAGUUCUAUAAACAGUCAGUCACAGUGGUCUCCACGACCCACCUCACUUCUGGGGCACUCAAAGAAAGGCAUCAGCAAAUUACUUGCAUACUUGGAAAGUUAAAACAAGAAAAGUUAUUCCUUUAGGACAGGAGUUGGGGAAACACUGCAGAUGUUCCUGGACUCCAGUUCCCAUCAGCUCCAGCCAGUAUGCCAGAGACUAUGGGAGUUGUAGUCCAUCAAUAUCUGCUGUGCCACAGGUUGUCUACUCUUGCUUUAAAGGUAAAGGGACCCCUGACCAUUAAGUCCAGUCGUGGAUGACUCUGGGGUUGCGGCGCUCAUCUCGCUUUACUGGCCGAGGGAGCCAGCGUACAGCUUCUGGGUCAUGUGGCCAGCAUGACUAAACCGCUUCUGGUGAACCAGAGCAGCACACGGAAACGCUGUUUACCUUCCCGCCGGAGCGGUACCUAUUUAUCUACUUGCACUUUUACGUGCUUUCAAACUGCUAGGUGGGCAGGAGCAGGGACCAAGCAAUGGGAGCUCACCCCGCCGCAAGGAUUCGAACCUCCGACCUUCCAAUUGGCAAGCCCUAGGCUCAGUGGUUUAGAUUACAGCGCCCCCCGUGUUCCUCUUGCUUUAGAUGGUCUUAACUCUAACUGCAACCUGGGUGUAAAAUGCAUCUUCUCAAACAACACGGAAUUGGGUGACAAGUCAUUUUCUUUCAUCUUGUCAGACUAGGGAGAGUGAAUGUGGGACCUUCCAGAUGUUGAUGGACUAGAGUUCCCAUCACCCCUAACUAGCAAGACCAAUAGCAAGGGAUGAUGGGAGUUGUAGUCCAGGAGCAUCUAUAGCCACAGAUCACCCAUCCCUGUAUUAGACCACAGAACUGGAUUUAAAAUCGGGUUACACAGAGAAUGAGUUUUGUGUUGGUGUACUUAUUGCAAAAAGGAAUCGGAGGAGCGCCUCCAAGUUCCUGCCUAGUAUCAGCCCUCACAAACCUCAAUCUGCCUCUGAGCUUUAAGCAUCCUGAUUUAUUUAUAUUUUAAUUGCUGCAGAAAUUGAGUUCAUCACUGAAAUGCGCACUCUGAGAGCCUUUCGGGUGAGGUAUGGAAGGAACCGUUUGAUGUCUGUGCGUGGCAAAUUCCUCAUGCUCAACCCGCAGUCGACCUCCUCCUCUCCUGCCUUGACCUUUGUUGCCUUCUGUACUCCUGUCACACACCUAUCAGAAGAUGUAGAUGGGGCUUCCAAGGACUCCUCAUUCCAGAGCCAGCACACACUGGAUAUGAAGAUCGUGGAGAUGACUGACAAGUAAGAAAAAUCCACUAUUUGAGCAGUUUAGUAGGGCCAGUAUGGAUAUUAUUUAUGAUAUAAUUUAUUCAAUUUAUAUCCUGCCCUUCCUCCCGAAGCCAAAGGAACCCAGGGUGACAAGCACAUCAAUUUUAAAAACAAACAAAACAUUUUUUGAAGCAUUAUAAGACCAGUUAAAAACAUUCUAUCAGCCAUUGAUUUCAGGGUUGCCAGGAGCAGCAGUUUCCAGGCAUCAAACACCGGGGUAAAAGAAAUGUUUUUCAAUUGUUCCUGAAAGUCAGUAGUGAUGGAGAGGGAUGCAUCACACAGCGACAGCAUUCUACAAACGGAUUGAGUUGCCAAAUGACCAGAAAAGAAAACCUGCCCUCUGUUCCUGUGUUUUGAUCUGCAAUCACUAGCAGGUGAAGAUUUUCAUGGAAAUCGACUGCUGCCAGAGCUUUUGGUGGCCGGGCUUGGGCAGAAUCACACUUACCUGUAUAAGCACAGGAGCAGAGGCCAGUAAACAAAUAAGUUGGCAAUCUUAUUCUAGGCAGUGGUGUUUGCUUGGCACAAAAGUUCUGUUGUUGCCUAUUGUGCUUUCUUUCCCACUUAAUGAUGGAGAUAUGUUAUGUACUGAGUUGAAUAGGAUCCAAAAUGCAGCAGUCUGAUUGGUCCUAGAACAAUGCAGCAGUAUGAUUGGUCCGCAGAAGCCACCCAAUCCAGCUCCAGGUGGAAGUGAAUCUGCAACCUGAUUGGCCUAUAGGAAUUAGCCAAUCACGUGCGGCCCAUUGUGUAAAUAAUGUAUAUAAAGCAGAUAUUUGGGGGGAACAUUCAUUCCUCGCUACUAUGAGCUGAAUAAAGAGCAUGAAAUCCACACUCAACUCCGAGUAUAUUUCAUAUUGAUUAAACUCUUCCCUGUUUUCUCCCCCUCAAGCGUUAUUUACCAUCUUGGUUAUCAAAAGGAAGAGCUGGUUGGACAGUCUUGGUACCGUCUCCUGCAUCCUGAAGAUACUGGAAGAGCUGUAGAGAUUCACAGGACUCUGAGUGAGUGUUGCACCUGAGACAAGAAUGACUAGGAAGAUGGAAGCAACAUCCACACCUCUUUAACAGUCAUGGCAUCACUCAGAGAAUCAUGGGAGCAUUCCUACACACAUCCCUACGGAAGUAAACCCUACUGAAAACAUUGGGGUCUACUUCUAAGUAAACAUCCAUAGGCUUGCACCAUUGGAGUGCUCUCACUGCAUAGUAUUAAACAAGCUGGCCACUAUUUUUUUAGACUCAGCUCUCAUCUAUGAUUUGGUGAAACAGCUGGCCUAACUUGCAGGGUGUUGUAUAGACAUAUACAGUCAUACCUCGGGUUACAGACACUUCAGGUUGCGUUUUUCGGGUUGCAGACUGCCGAAACCUGGAGGUACCAGAACGGGUUACUUCCAGGUUUUGGUGGUUGCGCAUGCGCAGAAGUGCUAAAUUGUGCUUUGCGCAUGCACAGAUGCGCCAAAUCUCAACCUGCAUGUGCGCAGAUGCGCCGCUGCAGGUUGCAAACGUGCGUCCACUGUACUAAUGGAAUUUGGAGUAGGGUGGUUAGAGAAGAGGUGGGGAAAGAGUACAGGGUGCCUGCAUGUUCAAUACUUUUGUAGAAGAGGGUUGUUAUGCAGCUAGCCACCUUAAUUUUAAGAGACUGCAAGGGUCAGGUAGCCUCGAUACUGGCAGCAAAUCUCAUGUGACAAUGUACCUGUGAUAGGUAGCCAUCCAGCCUCUGCCAGAUUUGAAUGGCUUUAAAAGAGGAUUAAAUAAAGUCAUGGAAAAUAAGGCUAUCAAUUGUUUGCUAAUCCUGAUGGCUAUAUGAUUCUAUCUCCACUGUUGGACACAGAAUGCUUCUGAAUACUGAUUGCUGGGAAAUGCAGGGGAGGGUGCUGUUGUCCUACUUGCAGUUUUCCUAGUCAUAUGGUUGACCACUAUGAGAACAGGAUGUUGGACUUGAUGGGCCAUUCCCCCGAUCCAGCAGAGCUCUUCUUAUAAUCUAAUUGGGUCCGUGGACCAGAGCCACAGCUGGCUUACUUGUUUCAGCUGGCCUUUGGGACUCAGGAUUAUGUUGGCAUAACUGCUUUGCAAACUUGUCAAUAUAGAACAGUGGCAAUACGUAAUUUCAGCUCAGUUGACUGCUGUUCUUCCAGUUACCAGGCGUUCUAUGCGCCUAUGUUUAAACAAAUAACCCUUUCUUAUUUUUGCAGUUUCAGUGCAUGAUUCUGGGAGACACAUUCGGCACACGGUAGUCCGUCUACUCUGCAAGGACCUGAGUUGGGCUUGGGUGCGAGUUCUUGCGAUAAGGGAGAAUGGAAAGGGAGGAGAGCUGAUCACUUGCACCAACCACAUUCUCAGGUAAAGACUUUCCCUGCAUAGGUAAUAGUAAAGGUAAAGGGACCCCUGACCAUUGGGUCCAGUCAUGGCCGACUCUGGGGUUGCGGCGCUCAUCUCGCUUUAUUGGCCGAGGGAGCAGGCGUACAGCUUCCGGGUCAUGUGGCCAGCAUGACUAAGCCGCUUCUGGCAAACCAGAACAGGGCACGGAAAUGCCGUUUACCUUCCUGCUGGAGCGGUACCUAUUUAUCUACUUGCACUUGACGUGCUUUCGAACUGCUAGGUUGGCAGGAGCUGGGACAGAGCAAUGGGAGCUCACCCCGUGGCUGGGAUUCGAACUGCCGACCUUCUGAUCGGCAAGCUCUAGGCUCUGUGGUUUAGACCACAGCAUCACCUGUGUCCCGGUAAUAUUCAAGGGCAAUUCCCAACUAAGGUGCUUCCUUCAUUUUAAAUUAUGUUGCAGUGGAACUGACUCCCUUGGGAGGUCGCGGACUCUCCUUCCUUGGAGGUUUAUAAGCAGAGGUUGGGUAGCCAUCUUUCAUGGAUGCUUUAGCUGAGAUUCCUGCAUUGCAGGGGGUUGGACUAGAUGACCCUUGGGGUCCCUUUCAACUCUACAAUUCUAUGGUUCUGUGAAUUAUUAUUAUUUGCAUUCUACAUCAUUAUCUUGAUGUGAUGUAUAAUAAACACAUUUAAAACUGCAGAUAUAUUUAAAACUAAACUAAAACAAAAUAGACCCUGCCAACACCCAUUCAUCCGCCUGGGAAAACCGCUUGGAACAAAAAUGUCUUCCUUCAUUUCCAGAAAGCACAGAUGGUGGCUGGCUGCCAGAUUUCAACAGGAAUGCUGUUCCACAGAACUGGGGCAGUCACACUAAAAGCCCUGCUCCAAGUUACUUUGGAGAGGGCUUCUGAGAUCUUUGGAACUUGCAGGAAAAGCUCUCCCACAGAUUGUAGUGACCUACUGGGUAUAUAAGAGAUUAGGAAGUUUCUCUAGUAACCCGGUCCUGUAUAGACCUUAUGUGUUAGUACCAACACCUUGAAUUUCACUGAGUAGCAGCUUGGAAGCCAGUGCAAAUCCCACAAGGAAAGUGAUAUAUAUGCUGGCAGUAGUUUGUCUACACAAGCAGCCUCACUGCUGUCCUGUGCACCAGUUGCAGCCUCCAGAGCAUCCUCAAGCACAGCUCCACAUAAAAUGCAUUGCAUGACCAUGAGAUGGGGACCCAGUCAUUGCCGUCCUCUUCUCCCCACGGCUCUUCUGACUUUUCUCAUAAUCUAAGUUUGAAAAAAGAACUCAGAACAGUAGCACAGUUUAUGUCUUCUUUGCCGUAACACAAGGUUGUACUCAACUGAUUCACAACAGGUUAGACCCCUUGUAAUUAAUGGGUGUGACUAAAGUAAAAUCCAUGGAUUUGAAUGGAUUCGUUCCGAUAGUAGUUGGAGACAUGCCCUAGUUUUAAAGAGGUUUUCUUGAAAAUAAUUGGGCAAUAGCGCUUUAGAACAUGUUACAUCAUUCGACUUUUAAAAAGAUUGCUGAAAUAAUGUCUUUGGGGUGUUUUUUUUAAAUUGCUGUUAAGGCAACUUGUGCUUUCCCUUCCCUGCGCUUAUGGAAUGCAAUGGACAGAAUAUAGCUGGAUGUACAGUGGUACCUCAGGUUACAUACGCUUCAGGUUACAGACUCCGCUAACCCAGAAAUGGUACCUUGGGUUAAGAACUUUGCUUCAGGAUGAGAACAGAAAUCAUGCUCCUGCGACGUGGCGGCAGCAGGAGGCCCCAUUAGCUAAAGUGGUGCUUCAGGUUAAGAACAGUUUCAGGUUAAGAACGGACCUCCGGAAUGAAUUAAGUACUUAACCCGAGGUACCACUGUACACAGAAAGGAAAAGCAGUUGCAGCAGCAAGGAUAGCAGUUUGAAAAGUCGACUGCAUUUCCACUUGUAGCAUACAACAAAAGAUGAAAAAAGUGCUCCUCCAGACAACCCGCUUAUUGAGCAUUUAUCCUGAUUUUCUUGCACAAAGCUUAUGCAGAGGUUUGGUUAGAUCUAGGCUUUAUUGAGCAUUCAUCCUGGUUUGCUUGCGGGGUGUUUAUAUAUCUUCCUGUGAAUCAUUCAUUCAUCUUCCACUUUUCAGUGCAUUUCCAUGUCACUUUCCUAACUACAAAAAAUCCUCUUUUUUUUCCUUUUUCAAAGUGAAUUCGCUGUGCUAGGGCAGCAGAGCAUUUUAAUUGUACAAACCUAAAUUUUCUGUAUGCACUUAAAUCACCGCCCCCCCCCAAAGGUCUGGAGGCAGCCUUUAAUGAAAAGCGCUAGGACAGGGGUCUGCAACCUUUAAGACAAAAAGAGCCACUUGGACCCGUUUCCGAAGGGAAAAAAACUGGGAGCCGCAAAACUUGUCAUUAUAAAAAUAACUUUUUUGUCACUUUUUUAUUAUUUCUUUGUUUGACCCCUCAGAAUUACUCCUCCUUAUAGAAAUAAACGUUAAAUUAACAAGUUACCUUUUUGUGUGUGUGUGUUCUUCACUCCCCUUCAAAACAGUGACCAGCGUACAUGCCCCCUUUCAAUGCAGUGACCAGCGUACAUGCCCCUUACAAUGUAGCGGGUGGCCGGGCGGGAAGGUGACGUCGGGACGGUGCGUGACUAACGCACGCACCGCCCCCAUGCGACGUCACAGCCAGUACAGCGCCCGCCACAGUGGGGAGUGUCAGGGCGCACAAUGCGCCUCCUCCCCUCGCUAGUAUCCACCCCGGAGCCACGGCAAAGGUGUAAAAGAGCCACAUGCGGCUCCGGAGCCGCGGGUUGCAGACCCCUGCGCUAGGAAAAAGGAACAUUCUGGUUCUUGUUUAACUCUUCAUCUCCCCCUUUCCCAAUUUCCUAUGUCUGCAAAUCUGAAUUGGCUCCAACGUACAUUGGUGUUGCAAACGACGCCUUCUGCUUUCUGUACUACGUUAGUAAUACAGUGGUACCUCGGGUUACAGACGCUUCAGGUUACAGACUCUGAUAACCCAGAAAUAGUACCUCAGGUUAAGAACUUUGCUUCAGGAUUGUUAGAAUUCCUGAUCCAUGCUUGCAGUCAUGGUGUUGUUGUCUUUCACAUGACGGUAUAUGUUUUGACUCCAUAGAGUGGGAAGUGACGGAGACAGGAUGUUUGUGUUACUGUGUUCCAUGACGUGGGACUAUUGUCCUUUGUUCCCCCCCCCACUUUUGCUGUCUGAUGCUAGAGAAAGAGGGAGCCAUGUUGCAGUGCUCCGUGUGUGUUUAUAUGUAAAUAAAGUAGAUUAGCCAAAAUGCUGAGUUGCUGAGGCUUGUCACGCAUGAUACACAAACUCUGCGGAUCCAUAAGUGUGCCGGUGUCGGUAGGCAUCGGUCGCUGUGAUGUUUGGGCAGAAGAAAGCUUAUGAAGCUCCCGAAUGAUUGACCAUGAGGGAGGGAACAUGCCAGUCGGGCAUGUGUCUCUGCCAAGCUCCUACUCGAGUGUAGGCUGAACUCCUGACAAGGAUGAGAACAGAAAUCACGCGGCAGCAGCGGGAGGCCGCAUUAGCUAAAGUGGUACCUCAGGUUAAGAACAGUUUCAGGUUAAGAACAGACCUCCAGAAUGAAUUAAGUUCUUAACCCGAGGUACCACUGUAUUUGCAAAUUCUAGAAAAUGCCCUCUAUGCAAAUGCCCUCAUGUUGUCAUUCGCUUGUGCUCUCACAAUACUUUGAUUAUGCUACACAGUGGCAUGGAAGGACCAAAUCUGGUUUGAGUGCCUGUGUCAGUAACCUUCCUGUUGGUAUGAUGGCAUCCAGCGCUUGUUUCAAUGCACACUUUUUGUAUCCUUGCAUAGGGAGGAAGAAGCCCUCUAUCUCCGGAACCAAGACCCACAGCGUGGAGCUGUUUCCCCAGCUAUCUCAAAUCUUCAAUGCAAUUCUGGAGAAAUACAGCCGCAGACGACAGUGCUGAACGAAGCCAGUUUCUUCCCUCAAGAACCAGUGGCAGCCAUGGAUGAGGCACAUGAGUACAACCCCUCUCAGCUGCUUGAGGCAUGCGAAGAAAAGAUGCUUCCUUCUGCCCUCCAGUUUCUGUUUCCAACCAACAUCCCUCUCCCUAACAUGCGGGCUGAGGCAGGCACCCUGCAGCCGCCUCAAGAAACGGGACUUCCAUUCUUUCCGGCAGGUGGGCCCAAAAGUCUCUCCAGCCUAGACAGUGCCAACAGGCUGCCCUCCAUGAACCCUUAUGUCCUCUGCUCCCCUGGGAAUGCACUUCCCCCUGACAGCAGCCCUCCUGUAGACAUUUCUCCGUUAUUUGAAGGAGGGCCAUCCAUAGGCAUGUUCCCAACAACAGGUACAAGCCCUGACCCUGACAGAUGGGCCAUCAGCAUGCUGGCGGGACAAAUCCACUCCCUGGCUGAAAUCUUCUCUCAAUACGCAAAGCAAGCACCUCAGAAGUCUCCCAGCAUUUCCUUGUGGACCAGACAGUCUGCUGAGGACACUCACAUGAUACCAAGGCAGGGUUUGGGGACUAAUGGAGCUCUAGAUUUCCCUGAGGAUCUCUCUGUGGAUGAAGAUGUCAUCGCCAGCAUCUUAAACAGCUUCCUAGACCCUAACCACUUAAACCCGCUCACUUCUGAGCUUGGAUCAGAAAGCAGUUUUCACGCAUUAAACGCUGAGCCACGGGCUUCCUUAACCCAGACUCCUCAAACAGACGUAACUCCUUGCCUUGACCAGUGCCUCUUCUUGCAUUCUUUGUCUUCCUCUGCAUCACCCGGUACCCAUGUGCCUGACUCCCAGUGGGAUGGGAGAUUCCAUACUGUAUUUCAGCAAGGUACUGCUUGCCCUUCUUCAACAUAAUGUUACAGUUUAUAAAGAACCAAUAAAGCAGGGGUGCAGAACCCAUGCCCCUCCAGACGUUCCUGGACUACAGCUCAUGGGAGCUAGAGUCCAGGGACAUCUUGAGAAAGACCAAUUAUUGGGUUAAAUAGUGCACCCCAAGAAUUUGUCUUUAUCAGUUUGAAGGACCGUAUGUUCUGCAUCUCUGAAAUAAAGUAACUGCGGCCAGUACAAUCCUGAAUUCACCUCAACUCAGGUUUGAUGCAGGGCGGAAUAAUAAACUACAUGGCUGCUGCUUUAAAAGUUUUUGUCAUGGUGGUAUUCAACAUGUGAAAUUUUCAGUGUCCAGUCAUAUGGCAAGACCAAAAUUACAAUGCCCCAAACCACUGAGAAGCACUGCCUGCCUGAAGUUUACAACCAUCUCUCCGUAAACUUUAUAGCAGCUACUGCAUGCUUGGCCCGUAUGAAUCCAUACUGAGAUGAAGGGUUUAUGGAGAGCUUUCCUGGUGGGAAUAAAAAUGGGCAGUACUGUCUUCAUGCCAGAAGUAGGACCUCCAUAAUGCCUGGAGUGGCCUUAAAACAGGGUAUAUAUGUAAAGAUAUUUAUACAACCCUGGGAUGAUGACCUGCAACCCAUGACUGACUGGCUUUAAAAGAGGAUUUGCCACUUUCAAGGAGGAUAAGGCUACUAGCCACUGUUAAGUUGUGGGUGAAAAUAUCAGACGACACAGCAAUUCUUCAAACAGCUCUUCUUUAUUCAGAGGCCAGAACAGAACUGAGCAGAAGGGCUCAGUCAGCCUGCUUAUAUAGAGCUCCAGUACAACGUUACUGUAGCAACUUUCUAAAACUAUCCAAUCACUGAACGUCACUUUCGAUCCUUCAUUUGCAUAACUAUCUACAGUAUUCAUCUGAUCACUGAACGUCACUUUCGAUCCUUCAUUUGCAUAACUAUCUACAGUAUUCAUCCAAUCACUGAACGUCACUUUCGAUCCUUCAUUUGCAUAACUAUCUACAGUAUCCCCCUGCUGGCCCAGGGUGAGAACUUCAGUACAUAACAGCCACAAUGGCUAUGUUCUACCUCGAGUGAACAGCAUGCCUUUGAAUAAGUAAUAAAUUGAAAUAAAUAGAUAACACCUGCAAAAGGCAGGUAACAAGAGUAUUGUUACAGCCAGGCCUUGCUUUCACAAACCCAUGUUGCCAUACAGAAUAAUCUGCUCAAAUACAGCUGCAACACAUGGCUAAUAAAUGUAGUAAAUGUAUUAUUAUUAGUGGUUAGAAUGUCAUCCAAAAUUUACAAAUAAUCAGCUUGAAAAUAAUAUAUAUAUCAAACCAUAACCAAGUAGUAGUCAGUGUGAUGAAUUGCUGGGAGGGAACACCACAACGCAAGCCACUCCGAAAACAGGAUUCUGGGCUAGAUGCCAGGCCUUUGGUCAGAUCCAGCAACCAGGCUCUUCUAUUCUUACCUAUUUACAAGCCACAGCCCUUGACUCCCCUGCCCCCAAUUUAUAGCCAAAUCAGGCCUGCUACAGCUUCCUAAACACAGUAGCUGAAGCAGGGUUGGCUCCAUCGCUCCUAGCUAGCACAGCCAACAAGUGGGAAUUGCAGCAGGCCAGAGUUCCCAUAUAUGAAAAUAAAGGGCAAACGAGCUUCCACCCCAUCUAAUUUGAACAAUGUCCCUCCUUCUUGUUGUUGCCAUCUCUCUCGGGACACAGUGGAGGGGCACAUGCACCUUUGGGGGUGAAGUCAACAUGUUGGAAAGCUGUAAUGAGUAUGAUGUGAAAAAGCAUCAGCCUUGCUGUUGUUGGCACCCGUCUGUCUCAGGGGACUAUGAAGGAGUGUGUGUUUGGGGGUCACACCGUUGGAGAGUUACAGUGCCUGCUGUGGCUGUAGAGACCGAAACGGGAGAGACAUGUUUUGUUGCAGCUGGGGCAGAUGAAGGUGUCCGCUUGUGCUGCUGUGGGUGCACCAGCGUUUCUUCUCUCUUAACUCCUGCAUCCUUCCUUUCCACAGGUGUCUUUCCAGAAGAGGCCAUGUUCUGCUGA
Podarcis lilfordi (Lilford's wall lizard) is the source of this 34528-nucleotide messenger RNA. The record is from the annotation of a GenBank genome assembly. Lineage: Eukaryota; Metazoa; Chordata; Lepidosauria; Squamata; Lacertidae.